This is a messenger RNA of Bufo gargarizans (Asiatic toad), 2871 nucleotides long. RefSeq names its product serine incorporator 3 (gene SERINC3). Gene Ontology annotation, cellular component: membrane. NCBI's taxonomy places the organism in Eukaryota, Metazoa, Chordata, Amphibia, Anura, Bufonidae. The transcript is spliced from 10 exons. The record is from RefSeq and is a predicted model, not a curated record. The coding region runs from base 122 to 1537 and encodes 471 amino acids.
GAGGUGACGUCAUUAGGCGGAGAAGUUCAGUGUCUGGGAAAGCAGGAAGGAGCGGACCGGGGACCGGCGGCGCUGAGCGGUAAACAAACGUCUUGUGGUCGCCGGAGGAGCUGCCUGUGCCAUGGGGGGAGUCCUGGGGAUCUGUUCUGUCGCCAGUUGGAUACCGUGCCUGUGUAGCAGUGCCACGUGUAUACUAUGCCGCUGCUGUCCCAACACCAGCAACUCUACCGUCACCCGUCUCAUCUAUGCCUUCAUCAUGUUACUGGGGACGCUGCUCUCCAUCGUAAUGCUGUCUCCAGGGAUAUCCGACCAGUUAAAGAAGGUUCCAGGGUUUUGUGAAGGAGGAUUUGGCACACAGCUUCCCCAUGUGAACGGAUACGUGAACUGUAAUGUGCUGGUUGGGUACAAGGCCGUCUAUCGGGUCAGCUUUGCCAUGUCCAUAUUCUUCCUAGUCUUUUCCUUGCUGAUGAUCGCAGUAAAGACGAGCAAAGACCCCCGGGCUGCUGUACAUAAUGGGUUUUGGUUCUUUAAGAUAUUGGCCAUUGUCGGUAUUAUGGUGGGAGCUUUCUACAUUCCAGAAGGACCUUUCACAAGAACAUGGUGGUGGAUUGGACUUUUGGGGGCUGGCUGCUUUAUCGUCAUCCAGCUGGUUCUGCUCAUUGACUUUGCUCAUUCAGUGAACGAGGUGUGGGUGGAGCGCAUGGAGGAAGGGAAUUCGAAAUGCUGGUAUGCAGUUCUGCUGAUUGUGACCAGCCUUCUGUACAUCUUGUCGCUUGUCAGCGUCGUCCUUUUCUAUGUGUUCUACACCAUACCUGGCGGAUGCAAUGAGAACAAGUUCUUCAUCAGUUUCAACAUGAUUCUGUGUGUGAUAAUAUCCAUCAUCUCCAUUCUCCCCAGAGUACAGGAAUAUCAGCCACGAUCUGGCCUCCUUCAGUCCUCCAUGAUUACAUUGUAUACCUUGUACCUGACCUGGUCUGCUAUGUCAAAUGAGCCAGAUCGUACCUGUAACCCAAGCUUGAUAAGCAUCCUGAACCAGUUCACUUCUCCAACAAUUAGUCCUGCCAAUGUGUCCGCCUUGCCGCAUAUUCCCACACCUGAGCCGCCCAAGUCUCUGCAGUGGUGGGACACGCAGAGCAUCAUCGGUCUUGUUAUGUUUGUGCUGUGUCUCCUGUAUUCCAGUAUUCGCAACUCCAGCAGCAGCCAAGUGAGGAAGCUGACCCUUUCUGGCCAUGACACCGCAAUGCUGGAUGACACAGCUGGCGGAGAUGCUGCGGAAGGCGAGGUUCGGCGUGUUGUGGAUAAUGAGCAGGACGCCGUCCAGUACAGUUAUUCCUUCUUCCAUUUCAUGCUGUGCCUUGCUUCCUUGUAUGUUAUGAUGACCCUAACCAACUGGUACAGCCCGGAUGCUGACUUGAACACCAUAACGAGCAAGUGGCCCGCUGUCUGGGUGAAGAUGGCAUCCAGCUGGUUUUGUCUGCUCCUCUAUACCUGGACGCUCAUAGCUCCCUGUGUCCUUCCCAACAGGGACUUCAAUUAGAUGCUUCUGAUCCCCCGUCUUUUUGGUAAUAUCUCCAGUUCCAAAGUUCUGCUUAGACAAUUCCAUGAGCCUUUUACUGCUUUUCCUGACAAAUCCUUUUAAUUUGAAGCUUUAAAAUGUGUAUGCUGCUGCUUUCUAAUCUGCUUCAGUUGAGUUGAUGCUUUUGUAUCAAGGAGCAGUUAAAUUUACCUUCAUGUCAGUAAUAUAUUUGGCUAAAUGUCCUAUAUAAAUAAAUAUGUAUUCUUUAUUUUUCAGGUUUUUAUGUGCAGAUUUUCUUUGUAUUCAGUAUUUAAUAGGUUUAUAUGUUGUGAUGCAGAGCAUCGCAGACCUUUCUGUCACUGGACACUUCCCAGCUGCCUCGCAAGGUCCAUCUGACCCAUGUUGUUAUAGGGGUGAGUUCACUUGUGGCAGUCAAACUGCAGCUUUUGCAAAACCAUGCUAUGCCAGAAACUGCAACAUGACCAAUGUGUAGCAUUGUCCAAAAGGAGUCCUGUGUAGCCGUAUGUUUAAAGGGGUUAUCUGGGAUUUUUAUAUUUAUGUCCUAUCCUAAGGAUAGGACAUCAGUAUGUACUCUAUGGUGGGGGGUCUGACUUCCAGAACCUUCACCAAUCAGUUGUUUGAGGAGCCAGAGCUAUGGCGAGUGCCGCGACCUUCUAUGCAGCUCACCAAGCACAGCGCCAUACAUCGUAUUGUGGUUUGUGUUUGGUACUGCAGCUCAUUCACUUGAAUAGGACUGAGCUGUGCCUAUACGACGUGACUGCUGUACAGUCACUGUGGCCUCUUUAAACAGCUGAUCGGCGGGGCUCCUGGGUGUAAGCUUUCCGCCUCAGGAUAGGUCAUCCAUAUGAAAUUCCCAGACACCUGCUUUAAGAUUGUGUCUUAUAGGUUGCGGAUCUUGGGCAGUAUUCACACAGCCGUAUAUAUCCCGUUUUUGGCAGGGAAUAUAUGUAUUUCACUGGGACCAUAAAUAUGGCCAUGUAUCGGCAGCCAAACGCUAGUUUCAGGCAUUGGCAAUACAGUUGCAAGACCCCACCACCAUGGUUCUAUGGAACCAAAGUUAGAUUACUAUAGGAUUCUAUGGUGAUCCAAGUUGGGUUCAGUACAACCAUGCAGUGUUACUGCCUUCAUCCUGCUUACAAGACGGGGGCAAAUGAUCAUCAGGCCAGAAAGAUCUAGGUUAUUGAGCUCCAUCAAUUCUUACCGCUCUACCCUUGACUUUCCAGACCCCAGGAUCUUUCCUCCUCCAGUUAAUUGAGCCUUUCUGGUCUGAAGGUUCUCUGCUACUGUCUAGAAAAUAUUAUCAAGUGUGCACAUGGCCUAGUGAGGUAACAAUA